Molecule: messenger RNA, 477 nt
Organism: Xylaria bambusicola
Lineage: Eukaryota; Fungi; Ascomycota; Sordariomycetes; Xylariales; Xylariaceae
Exons: 3
Coding region: 1-477 (158 amino acids)
Biological process (GO): mycotoxin biosynthetic process
Source: RefSeq, a predicted model, not a curated record
AUGCCCUCGGCGUUGACCACACCGAGACUAUUCCAAGAAGAGCCAUUAUAUGCGGGUGCACCAAGUACUUCUUCUGAUGUAGCUUGGGAGACGCUCAUUCCUAAGGGUCGAGGGUUUGUACAAGUCAAUAUUUCUGGUCGCCAGGGCCGAUACUGCGUGUCAGCAUUCCACCAAUUGCAUUGUCUAGACAUGCUUCGGCAUGGAUACUAUGCAGCGACAAAUCUUGGGCGUCGCAAGCACGACUAUACGUCCGCCGAUACUCUUCGGCGCUCUUUACAUGAUGAUCACGUACAGCAUUGUUUCGACUAUCUCCGCCAAGCACUCAUGUGCUCAGCAGACCCGACGUUAGAACUCAGGAAUGCAUCAAUUGGCGGUGUGACAGGUUGGGGAUCAAUGCAUCAAUGUCGUGACUUCGGGGCUCUGCAGCUUUGGACCGAAAGCAACAGAUACAGUGAUGAGGGUGGCAUUCUGAACUGA